AUGGUCGGACACCUUUUGGCUUUCCCGGGCGGGCUGGACGAAGCGAUGUCAACGCUUCAAGCUCGCUUUGGACGACCCGAUUUGAUCGUAGAAGCGACCAUAAACAAGAUCAGGAGCAUGCCACCUCCUAAGAUUGAGAAAAUGACCACGCUAGUGGAAUUUGGAUUGGCGGUGAAGAGGUUGGUUGCUGCGGUGAAGGCGUCCGGUCUUCAUGCGUACAUGUACGAUGUAGCGUUGCUGAAGGAGCUGGUGCGGAAGCUGCCUCCAGUUACUUGUAUCGAGUGGGCAAGAACGAGGAAAAUGCUCCCGGAAGUGAGUUUGUUUGAGUUUGGUCGGUGGAUUGGAGAGUUGGCGGAUGACCUGUGUGCUGUCAUUGACAUGGCGCCCGCAACCGGAGCCGGUGAAGUGGAUCGUAGAAAACCGGAAACUACGCUACAGUCGAACAAAACCCAGUCUCUGCGGUUCCAGCCUCAUAGACCCCAACCUGCUCGUCCGCAACCAGGGCAACCUACCGGUACGGGUCGCGCUCACCCGGCUUACCUUAACGCGACCACAGUUCAGGGGGUAAGUUGCAGUGUUACAGAUCCAGAAGAAGACAUUCCAGCCGCGGUGCCAGCAUGUGUUUUGUGCGACAAGAGUUGCAAGUCGCUGGACCGCUGCGAUAAGUUCCGGAAAACCUCAGUGGCCGCAAGGAGAGCUUUUGUGAACGAAAGAAAGAUAUGCCGGAAAUGUCUUUCUCACCAUGGUGGUAGGUGCCGUGUGACGACGUCGUGCGGUGUCGACGGGUGUGGGGUUCAACACCACCGGCUGCUUCAUAUGGAGGAGCGAAACCCGAACAGCCCUACCUCGUACAAUAGACGCACCGAGUCAGGUAACGCCUCGAACACUGGCGUAGUUAGUCUUCUCGCACAUACAGGAACGACAGAAGGUGCCUUGCUGAAGUACGUCCCUGUAACCCUACACGGACCUGGUGGGCGUGUUGAUACGUACGCCUUCUUCGAUGACGGGUCCACUUCCACCUUUAUGGACCACGGACUACUGGCUGAGUUGGGUGUAUCUGGGACGCCUCACCCGUUGUGUCUGCAAUGGACAGGAGACGUGUCCAGAGAGGAAGGCGAUUCCGUUAGGUUGCCAGUGCAGAUAUCCGGUCGCGGCGCGUUUCCCACCGUGCAUGAACUGGCCGAAGUACAUACUGUGAAGGAACUUGCACUUCCGGCGCAGUCGGUCGACGUCAUCCGUCUUUCUGCAAGUUUUCCCAACUUAAAGGGACUACCGCUGUAUUCGUACGAGCAUGCUGUGCCUCGUGUACUGAUUGGUGUGGACAAUUGUCAUCUGAGCCAAUCGCUGAAGACCGCGGAGGGUAAAUGCGACGAACCGGUCGCGUCGAAAACCCGUCUAGGUUGGGUCGUUUACGCUCCUUGUCCGGUACCAGCAAGACAUAUGCAAAGCUUCCACGUCUGCACGUGCGGUGGCUCAUCCGAUGAUCGUCUAACCGCCAUCGUGAAGGAGUAUUUCACUCUCGAAUCCAUCGGUAUCGACAAAUCGAGCAAAGUGUUGGAGUCGAAAGACAAUGAACGAGCACUAGCCAUAUUGGAACGAGAAACAAAGUUCAAGGAUGAUCACUACGAGACCGGGCUACUAUGGCGAUACGACGCCCUCGAUCUGCCCUGCAAUAAGGCCGCUGCAAUGAAGCGGUACGUAUGCCUAAAACAAAAGAUGAGAAAAGAUCGCGUUUUAGCCGAAGCCGUGAAUGCAAAAAUGAGGGAAUACUUAUCGAAGGGCUAUAUCAAGAAGCUGUCCGACACUGCUGCAAUCCCACGACGGAAGAACGAUUGGUUCCUUCCUAUCUUCCCGGUGACCAACCCAAAUAAGCCCGGAAAGAUUAGGAUGGUUUUCGAUGCGGCGGCUAAGGUGAGAGGAGUGAGUUUAAACUCCAAUCUUCUUUCCGGACCCGACUUGCUGGCGGGACUGCUUUCGGUCCUCUUAAAGUUUCGGGAGAAUCGUGUCGCCGUAGCAGGAGAUAUUAGGGAAAUGUUCCAUCAAGUCGGCAUCAAGGAAGCAGACCAGCGGUGCCAGAUGAUACUGUGGGACGGCGAUAACCCCGACAACGGGCCUGCAGUUUACGUGGUGACAGUGAUGACAUUUGGGGCCGCGUGUUCACCUAGCAGCGCGCAGUACGUAAAAAAUCUGAACGCGAGAAGGUUUGCGGCAGAAUAUCCGCGGGCGGUCGAAUGUAUCGUACACGAACAUUACGUCGACGAUAUGCUCGUCAGUGUAGAAACCGACGAGGAGGCAAAGGCGUUGGCGGACGCGGUUCGCUAUAUUCACUCGUGUGGCGGGUUUGAGAUCAGGAACUGGAUUUCAAACUCUCCAUCGGUCGUCCAACAUCUGCAGAAGGAAUUCAGAGGAAAGGAGAACAUCAACACCAGUUACGACCUGUCGACCGAGAAAGUGCUAGGAAUGUGGUGGGACACGGCGUCCGACACUUUAACCUUCCGUUUAUCCCCGAAGCACGACGAGGAUCUGCUAUCCGGUCGGAAGGCGGCUACCAAGCGCGAGAUCCUGCGUACGCUGAUGAGCAUUUAUGACCCGUUGGGACUGCUUGGGCACUUCUUGAUGUAUUUGAAGGUGCUGCUGCAAGAAGUCUGGCGCGGCGGACUCGGAUGGGACCAAAAGCUGGACGAUGUAUCCGAAACGAAAUGGGCGGCGUGGCGGAGACUACUCCCGGAAGUAAAAACGGUGGUCAUUCCACGGUGCUAUCGACAGCUGACUUCGCCAGAGGCCAACGUGGAGCUACACAUUUUCUGUGACGCGAGCGAGAAUGGGACGGCGGCAGUCGCGUACUUCCGAUUCGAGGAAAACGGCCAAAUCGAGUGUGCCUUGGUAGGAUCGAAAACGCGCGUGGCGCCGCUUAAAUGUUUAUCUAUUCCCAGGCUAGAGCUACAAGCUGCAACAAUCGGGGCGCGUUUGGCGAAAACGAUCGUGGAAGGCCAUAGAGUAGUAGUCAAGCGAACUACGUAUUGGACUGACUCGAUGAACGUGUUGAGCUGGCUGCAUUCCGACCACAGGCGUUACACCCAAUUCGUAGCGUUCAGGGUAGGGGAAUUGCUCGAGAGUACCAACCCGGAGUAA
Molecule: messenger RNA, 3132 nt
Organism: Anopheles funestus (African malaria mosquito)
Lineage: Eukaryota; Metazoa; Arthropoda; Insecta; Diptera; Culicidae
Exons: 1
Coding region: 1-3132 (1043 amino acids)
Source: RefSeq, a predicted model, not a curated record